ACAUCUGGGCGAGCUGCAGCUGGAGGCGCGAGGCUUCACGAGGCGGCGGAAUAAAGACCGAUAGAGUCGCGCGAGCCUGUUCUCCCCUUAGGUUGUCCCUGGGGUCUUCGGGACAGCUUUAAGGAGUGAAGAUGUUGGAGUAUGAGGAGGCUGGAGCCAAAACAACGACCGGGCAUCGAAUUUCCUUUUCAAUUAUCGACAUAUUGGAUCCUAAAAAGUUUACGAGUAAAAAGGUGGACGGAGUUGCGAAACAGAACGGAGAGACGCGUUUUGAUGGAGCGUGUGGAAAAGAAACUGAUGCUCAUCCUAUAGAGGCUUCAUCUGUUAAUAAGGAUCCAGGUGGGCAAACAGUGGAUGACUCCCAACACUCUUUCACAACCCAUCCCACACAGGAAGCAGACUCAGAUACAGCUCUCAGCACCCUCCAGGCUCGCUUAUCUCCCAGUGAAGAUGGAGAUACUAUUGAUGGAGAAAGCAGCAGCACGACAGAAACAUCACGUUCCCGUCGUCGCAGGCCUGAUCACGGCUGCACCAGGCCUCGCCGAGCCAGAACCGCAUUCACCUACGAGCAGCUAGUGGCCCUGGAAAACAAGUUCCGUUCAACACGCUAUCUAUCAGUGUGUGAAAGACUGAACCUGGCCCUGUCGCUGAGCCUCACCGAGACUCAGGUGAAAAUCUGGUUCCAGAACCGUAGGACCAAGUGGAAGAAGCAGAACCCUGGGGCGGAUAGCACCAUGCAGUCCUCCACCACCUCGCUUCCUAGCCUGAGUCCCAGUGCUGGAGCAGUAGCAUGUGGACCCGCCCCAGUAGGAUUUCGACAUUUUCCCCCUUUCAGCACUGGAGAUGUAAUCUUUCACUCCUCCAGUGCUAUUCCAUUGUCAACUGCAGGCAGCAUCUUGCAUCCAUUUUUGUCUACUGGCUAUCUGCAGCCGUCGCUCUAUCCACCUCAUUUAUGAAGUCACGCAAGGUCAUAGAGCACAGCUCUGGAAAGGACAAAGAAACUACAGCUGUGUUCCAAAGCCUAUGUUCCAGCUGAGGUAGGGUGGAUCCUUGAUAGGACUGUUCUAUAAAGACUUUUACCUAGGAACCUGUUGGAAUGGAACAAUGUAAUAAGGCUUUAUGGCAACAUCAGCAGAAAUGACCACCAGUCUUUUGCAAUUGUGUCUCAAACCCUGCUCUGAAGACUUCUUUUUAUGCCAUUUUCAUGAUCUAUUAUGAAAAACAUGCACAAAAAACUACGGUAAACCAAGGGCCAGAAAAGAUACAUCAGUUGCGUCCUUAUACUCACUCCAAAUAUAGGCUAUAUUGCCAAAAGUGUCCAAAAUAAUUGAACUCAGGUUUCAAUCACUUCCAUGUCCACAGGUGCAAAAAAAAACAAGUACCUAGACAUCCAGACGGCUUCUAUAAACAUUACAUAACCAUACACAAGGCAGGCGAGUGAAUACUUCUGGCAAUAUAGUAUAGGGCAGCAUUUCUUGGGUAUAUAUAAAGGAUCAUUUUAAGAUAUAGCAGAUCAAGAAAUGCUGUCCACACCGGCUACAGCCAAGGCCUCAGAGUGCAGCAUGUGAAAACAUAAUUGAUCAGAGUUAUAAAUUCACAAGACUCACAAGACCUCAAACUGGUCUUUCUCAUACCUCUCAUACCAUAGUGGUAUAUCUCUAGUACUCAAAGAGAACAAGCCAAAACUGAAAUGUGUUUGAAGUAUAAAAUGUAUAUAAAAUGUAGAAAAUACUGUAGUUCAGUCUUUAGUAAAUUUUAUUUAUGAACCUAGACUAAGCUUAGAAUUCUUGCUGAAUCUAAAGGACGCUAAAGCACAUCAACCUAUAUGGACAGAUAUGUUGUUCCAAGAACAUGUUUGUAUAAUUCAAUACAAAAGUGUCUGUUUCUUGAGUAUAUGUCAUUAAUGUGAUAUUAGGUACAAAGUAAACUAUUUAAUGGAAUGAUGUACUGUCUCAUAAGAAAAAUAAUAUGUAUAAUUAAAAUAAUAAAAAUGUGAUUGUCAUGAAA
This is a messenger RNA of Astyanax mexicanus (Mexican tetra), 2007 nucleotides long. It is a transcript of the gene nkx1-2a, whose product is annotated as NK1 transcription factor related 2-like,a. NCBI's taxonomy places the organism in Eukaryota, Metazoa, Chordata, Actinopteri, Characiformes, Acestrorhamphidae. Gene Ontology annotation, biological process: cell differentiation; regulation of transcription by RNA polymerase II. Gene Ontology annotation, molecular function: RNA polymerase II cis-regulatory region sequence-specific DNA binding; DNA-binding transcription factor activity, RNA polymerase II-specific. Gene Ontology annotation, cellular component: nucleus. The record is from RefSeq and is a predicted model, not a curated record. The transcript is spliced from 2 exons. Bases 132 to 956 code for a protein of 274 amino acids.